This is a messenger RNA of Eublepharis macularius, 2471 nucleotides long. RefSeq names its product LIM domain binding 2 (gene LDB2). Gene Ontology annotation, biological process: positive regulation of transcription by RNA polymerase II; negative regulation of transcription by RNA polymerase II; nervous system development. The record is from RefSeq and is a predicted model, not a curated record. The transcript is spliced from 8 exons. Lineage: Eukaryota; Metazoa; Chordata; Lepidosauria; Squamata; Eublepharidae. Gene Ontology annotation, cellular component: transcription regulator complex; nucleus. Gene Ontology annotation, molecular function: LIM domain binding. The coding region runs from base 81 to 1202 and encodes 373 amino acids.
GCAGCAGCAGGCAGCCCAUGUGCGCUGGCUGGCUGGUGGCCGCCGCCUGCGCGCCCUGAGUCCCCGCCAGCCCGCCCAAGAUGUCCAGCGCGCCGCACGACCCCUUCUAUUCCUCCCCCUUCGGGCCCUUCUACCGCAGACACGCGCCCUACAUGGUGCAGCCGGAGUACCGCAUCUACGAGAUGAACAAGCGGCUGCAGACCCGCACCGAGGACAGUGACAAUCUUUGGUGGGAUGCCUUUGCAACUGAAUUCUUUGAAGACGAUGCAACCUUAACUCUUUCAUUUUGUUUGGAAGAUGGACCAAAGCGAUACACAAUUGGAAGGACCCUCAUUCCUCGUUAUUUUAGCACAGUCUUUGAAGGAGGUGUGACAGACCUGUAUUACAUCCUCAAGCACUCAAAAGAAUCAUACCACAGCUCCUCCAUCACAGUGGACUGUGAUCAAUGCACCAUGGUCACGCAACAUGGAAAACCUAUGUUUACUAAGGUGUGCACAGAAGGACGUCUUAUCUUGGAAUUUACCUUUGAUGACCUUAUGAGAAUAAAAACCUGGCACUUUACCAUUAGACAAUACAGAGAGUUAGUCCCUCGCAGUAUUUUAGCCAUGCAUGCACAAGACCCCCAGGUGCUGGAGCAGCUGUCCAAAAAUAUCACUCGUAUGGGUCUGACUAACUUCACCCUCAACUACCUCAGGUUGUGUGUAAUAUUGGAGCCAAUGCAAGAGCUGAUGUCGAGGCAUAAAACCUACAAUCUCAGUCCUCGAGAUUGCCUGAAAACAUGCUUGUUUCAAAAAUGGCAGCGCAUGGUGGCGCCUCCAGCAGAACCUACAAGACAGCCAACGACCAAACGGAGAAAAAGGAAAAAUUCAACCAGCAGCACUUCCAACAGUAGUGCCGGGAACAACGCAAACAGCACCAACAGCAAGAAAAAAACAGCAGCUGCCAACCUCAGUCUUUCAAGUCAGGUACCUGACGUGAUGGUGGUCGGGGAACCAACUUUGAUGGGAGGAGAAUUCGGUGAUGAAGAUGAACGGCUUAUUACCAGGCUAGAGAACACCCAGUAUGAUGCAGCAAAUGGCAUGGAUGAUGAUGAAGAUUUCAACAACUCACCUGCACUGGGGAACAACAGUCCGUGGAACAGUAAACCUCCCACUAACCAGGAGGCCAAGUCCGAAAACCCAACACCGCAGGCUUCCCAAUAAGUUAUCUGAAGCUAUGUCCACUUUUGCUUAUAUCAGCAAGUUGCAAUUAUAAUCCCACAGCAUUCUUUACAAAAAAAACCCCAUCCAAGCUUUCCACAGAUAUCAAACCUAUUUCUUAGGUGAACAGCUAUCUUUCCUCAGUUUUAAGUUAGAAAAAUAAUUUAUAAGCUUUCAGGUGUUUUUCUUGGAAGCCUUUGCACAUUACUUCAACUGGCGCUGACCUCAUUGAAAAAACGGAAUAUGUAAGUAGCCUCAUGGCAAUUUCUUAAAGCAUUUCAGCGAACGAUUUUCCCCUACCUUGAUGUCCCUUCCUUUUACUCAAGAAAGGCCAUAUUGUGUAGCCCAUCAGUGCUCAGGAUCUCUUGACAGUUUUUUAAAACAUGGUAAAUGGUUUUUCAACUCAUUCCUGAGUUUUUGGGUUCUAGAAUACUAUAAACAAAUUGGAUUUCUUUGGAAGCAGCUUUUUCAUCAUGCUCUGAAUAGUUUUGUUCCCUGGUUAGACAUUUUUUUUUUGUGGAGCAAGCAAAAGGAGAGAGGACUAAUGGGUGUCAGGAAACUGUUUGUUAUGGAGAAAAGGUGCAGCUCAUGACAUUCCCAAGCAAAACGCUUUAGGGGCACUGCAAAAAUGUCCCAAAUGAACUGUGAUUUGAUAACAGACUGUCAAAAAAACAUUGUUUGCAAAUAUAACUUUUAUUAUAUUAAUAUAAAAUAUAAUAAAUAUUGACCAGCUGUUGUAAAUCAUGCCGUGGCUCGGUGGGAGACCAUCCGCUUUGUAUGCAGACGGUCUCGGGUUCAGCUCCUGGCAUCUACUUUUAAAUAAGCAUCAAGCAGCAGGUGAUGUGAAGGACCUUCUCCCUGAGGCACUGGAGACAACAGCGACUUUGAUGGGCUGAUCCCGCAGAGAGCAACUUCACAUGUGCUCAUUACUACCAGAAAUAUAGGGGCCAGAAAUAUAAACUAUGUAUUAUAAUUCCAAUACAACAGAGCCCAUCUAUAGAGAAACCAGAGAAACUCAGAGCCAAGCUACAAGUGACGCUUGAGACAGGUUGGACACUUGUCAGCUUCCCUCAAGUUUUGAUGGGAAAUGUAGGCGUUCUGGUCUUGCAGCUUGGCUCUCCAUUUAAUUGACGUUUACAGAGCGGCAGUCUAUAGGAGGGAGAACAUGCAGUCGGGAGAGCAGGCGUUGGGCUCUCACUGGGCGCCCCCCUUCCCCUCCGCUGGGUGUAUGUGUUGGAGGGUUUCUGUAAACUUCAAUGAAAUGGAGAGCCA